AUGACAAUAAUUUACAUGCAUUUAAGAUAUUGUGGGUAUGGGUACAAAUUAUUUGAAAAUGUUAUAAGAAAUCAUUAUGUUGGUGACAAUAUUUGUCCAAGAGCAAGAUUUUUUGCACAGUUUCAUGCUUCUUGUACUACACAAAAGAAAGAGGAUAUAUUGAAGGAGUUAAAGAAGUCAGAUUCACGAAUUAGAGUAGUAUUUGCUACAACUGCUCUAGGUAUGGGUGUUGAUGCUCCAAAUAUAUCUAAUAUUAUUCACAUAAGUCCUCCAUCAACAUUAGAGUCAUUUGUGCAAGAAAUUGGAAGAGGAGGAAGAAAUGGUGUAGCUUGUGAUUCACUUUUAUAUUUCAACAAUUCUGAUUUGGCAUCUAAGUAUAUAAGUGAGUCAAUGAAAAAAUACUGUGUAUGGGAUAGAUGUCUCAGAGUAUUUUUGCUAAACUAUUUUGGAUUUAAGAGUAAAACUCAGAUUAACUGUUGCAAGAACUGUAAUGUUGGUGCUGAUUCUACAAUUGAUAUCAAAUUAAACGCACUUGACGACAAUAAGAAGAUAGCACGCAACAUAGUUGGGGCUGAUAUGGAGAUGCUUAAAGUAGAAUUGUUAAAAACGGUUGAAGAUAUCAAUUCUGAUGAAAACGUGAUGUUUCCUUUCCACAGUAAAAUUAACACUAACAUUGUAAAUGAAAUCUUGAGAGAAUUAGCAUUUAUUUCUUGUGAAUCAGACUUACUUUCUAUGUUUGGUAUUUAA
Molecule: messenger RNA, 747 nt
Organism: Hydractinia symbiolongicarpus
Lineage: Eukaryota; Metazoa; Cnidaria; Hydrozoa; Anthoathecata; Hydractiniidae
Product: ATP-dependent DNA helicase RecQ-like
Exons: 1
Coding region: 1-747 (248 amino acids)
Biological process (GO): double-strand break repair via homologous recombination; telomere maintenance
Cellular component (GO): cytoplasm; nucleus; chromosome
Molecular function (GO): four-way junction helicase activity; 3'-5' DNA helicase activity
Source: RefSeq, a predicted model, not a curated record